Messenger RNA from Ramularia collo-cygni, 870 nucleotides. RefSeq lists its product as uncharacterized. The transcript has 3 exons. The record is from RefSeq and is a predicted model, not a curated record. Lineage: Eukaryota; Fungi; Ascomycota; Dothideomycetes; Mycosphaerellales; Mycosphaerellaceae. Gene Ontology annotation, molecular function: peroxidase activity. The coding region runs from base 1 to 870 and encodes 289 amino acids.
AUGGGUCUCGCUGGGAAGAUUGCGAGUCCGCUGAUCAGCCUGGGGGUGAUUGCUUGGGACAAUGUGAUAGCUGUGGCGAACCUCGUCACUCCAAAGCUCAAAGCUGAUAACGUCGUACCGGAGGGCGCUCCUGGACAUCACGGAGUCUGGCCGGAAUUUAUCCCUCCCCAGGAAGGCGAUUCGCGAUCAGCAUGUCCCAUGUUGAACGCCAUGGCCAAUCAUGGGAUUCUACCCCACGACGGCAAAAACAUCCCCUUCAAAACCCUCAACCAAAAAGUCCGCCAAACCUUCAACUUCGCCCCAUCCUUCUGCUUCUUCGUCCCCAAAUUCGCCGCCGACUUCCUCGAGCGAUCCUACUGGAAAGAUACCUUUGACCUCGAAGAUUUGUCCCUGCAUGCCAGCAAUGCAAUCGAGCACGAUGCGAGUUUGACACGUCAAGAUAUGGCUCUUGAACCCGAUCAAGGAAAACCAGACCAGGAACUUGUGGAUGCUUUACUUGCGGAAGCUACGGGGAAAAAAAAUACUACUACGGAUGGAGGGGAGGAUGGGGAGGGGGAACGGUUAUUGACGAUUGAGGAUCUUUCCCGUGCGCUUUCGAAGCGGAGGGCGGAGUGUAGGAGGAGUAAUGAGGAGUAUUCGGAGAGUUUUUUUCAUAAUACUUUUGGGAGCGCAAAUUCCUCAACCAUGUUAACAAUCUUCGGCGGCCGAAUCGAUGAUCUCACGCCCAUGUUAAAGGAGGAGCGGUUCUCGGAUCAUUGGCAGCCUAGAAUCGUGGAUAAAUUUGGUUUGACGAUGGCUAAGUUUAAUUUCACUGUUUUUCCUGUGGAGCGGGGGGUUGAUGUUAAGCCUUUUGAGAAGAAGGAGGGAUAA